This is a messenger RNA of Impatiens glandulifera, 1609 nucleotides long. Its product is annotated as ubiquinol oxidase 4, chloroplastic/chromoplastic. Lineage: Eukaryota; Viridiplantae; Streptophyta; Magnoliopsida; Ericales; Balsaminaceae. Gene Ontology annotation, cellular component: thylakoid; mitochondrion. The record is from RefSeq and is a predicted model, not a curated record. Gene Ontology annotation, molecular function: alternative oxidase activity. The transcript is spliced from 9 exons. Bases 231 to 1325 code for a protein of 364 amino acids. Gene Ontology annotation, biological process: alternative respiration.
GAGACAACAGAAAAAAUAUCAUUGUACGAAAACAGACAACCGGAGAAUAUGCGCUAACAAAGAGCGCCGACGAAGACGACGAAUCAAAUUGUACAAUUCGCUUCUUGACUGCUUUUAGGGUUCUAUGUGCUCGAAAUCAUCGAUCUCUGGCUUCGCUUUCAGUUGACGCUUCUUCAUUUUCUCGCCUUUCUUUUCACUUGCCUUCUUGAGAAGAGAAGGAGAGAGAGAGGAUGUCUACAUCACUCCCUUCUCCGGUAAGUGCAAUCCCUGUUUCAUCAUCGAUGUCGCAUCUCCGGUGGAUAAAUUGCUCAAAACCGUGUUAUCUCAACUGCGGCAGUCAUUUACGCAUCGAUCCUCUCUUUUCUUCCCGCACUUCUGGCUAUAGGCUCCGAUCUUUGCCAAGGAAGUCAUUCAAAGUCCAAGCAACAGUGUUGCAGGACAAGGAGGAUGAUUUGGUUUUGGAGCAAUCAUUUGCAGGAAAGACACUUCCCAAUGAUGAAUUGAAGGGGGAGCCUUCAAAGAGCUCAUUGCCGAAUGGGUUUGAAAGUUGGAUCAUUAAGUUGGAACAGUCCCUAAAUAUCCUUCUAACAGAUUCAGUAAUCAAGAUACUUGAUGGUCUGUACCAUGACCGCAACUAUGCAAGAUUUUUUGUUCUUGAAACUAUCGCAAGAGUUCCUUAUUUUUCUUUCAUCUCUGUUCUACACAUGUAUGAAAGCUUUGGCUGGUGGAGAAAGUCAGAUUAUCUUAAAGUGCACUUUGCUGAGAGUUGGAAUGAGAUGCACCAUCUUCUCAUAAUGGAAGAAUUAGGAGGAAACUCGUGGUGGUUUGACAGAUUCCUAGCUCAACACAUUGCGGUCUUCUAUUACUUUAUGACGGUGUUCAUGUAUGCCUUAAGCCCUAGAAUGGCAUAUCAUUUUUCGGAAUGUGUGGAGCACCAUGCAUAUGAAACCUAUGACAAAUUCAUUAAGGAACAAGGAGACGAGCUGAAGAAAUUGCCUGCACCUGAAGUUGCUGUGAAGUAUUACACUGGAGGGGACUUAUAUUUAUUUGAUGAAUUUCAAACCUCCAAGAUGCCAAAUUCUAGAAGGCCAAAAAUUGACAACUUGUAUGAUGUGUUUGUUAACAUAAGAGAGGACGAAGGAGAACACUGCAAGACAAUGAAGGCAUGCCAAACCCAUGGAAACCUGCGAUCUCCUCAUUCAUAUCAAGUGGAUGCAGAUGUUGAAGAUGAAAAAGAGGACACGGGAUGCACCCUUCCUCAGACGGAUUGUGAAGGUAUUGUUGAUUGCAUUAAGAAGUCAUUUGGAACUUCAGAAGAAGGUUAACUCAAACCAAAUACUCAAUAGAAGAACUUAUACAAUGGUCAGAACAUGUUUUUUUUGGGUUUUUUUGGCUACAUUUAUUUAUACUAUACUGUAUGUUAUUCCUGGGGUAUAUAUCAUCAAUAUAGAAUAAAUUUUUAGUUUUGUGUUCAAACUUAGUUGCAAUAGUCAAAUUUCAAUCCGCCUCAAUAAGGACCAAUGGGGUGAACCAUAGAUGGAGCAUGGAUGUUAUUUAACUGCAUCCUCCCUGAACAAACCCAAUAUAAUUAAUGUUAUUUACUGUCUCA